Molecule: messenger RNA, 8449 nt
Organism: Panthera uncia (snow leopard)
Lineage: Eukaryota; Metazoa; Chordata; Mammalia; Carnivora; Felidae
Gene: RUNX1T1
Product: RUNX1 partner transcriptional co-repressor 1
Exons: 9
Coding region: 6735-8261 (508 amino acids)
Biological process (GO): negative regulation of DNA-templated transcription; DNA-templated transcription
Cellular component (GO): nucleus
Molecular function (GO): transcription corepressor activity
Source: RefSeq, a predicted model, not a curated record
CCCCCCCCCAUCUUAUCUUUUCUGACGUUGUACGGGAUCCCAACUGCUCUGCUGCUCGAUGAACUAGACUUACAACUAGGGAGGGUACUGGAUAGGAUAACAGGUCCAUCUCCCCCCAAGAUUCUGGGACUCAGAAUGCGGAAGCGAGUGAAAAUACCACUUUUUCCUUCCAGGUAACGUUUUCACUUGAAGACAUCAUUUCAGAAGAGCAGCCUUCUGUUCCUUCACGCAGGUGGCCAAGCAAUUUCAGGCAGAUAUGCUUGCAUGGUGGUGGGAGGGGACUGGAGGUCUUCACAGAAUGAGGUUCACAUACCAUCUUACUGAGUCCUCACCUGGGAAUGAACUCAUUUCCUAAAUCACUCCUAGAGGCUUUUACCCGUGCCCCAGGUCACCCCGCAUGUGUGCUGGGGCAACGUCGGAACCUAGGUUUUCUGAUUUCCGCACUGCUCUGUUCUAGGACUCACUGUCACUCUCCUCAAGUCUUCAAAUCCUACCACCUAGGAGUUUUCCCCAUGAACAGGGCCAGCCACCCAGACUGCAGGUGGGAAAGAUACUAAAGUUCAAAUGGAAAAUUAUCAAGAUUUAGGACUGCUCUUAGAAAAGUUACUGUUUAGAGUGUAACAAAUACCACUGUUUUGUGAGUUUCUGAGGUGGGGCGUGGGGAGGCAGGAAAGAGAGAGAAGGAGGGGAGGGAGAUGUUAGCUGAUGAGGAACAGCAGGAAGCAGAUCACUUUUGCAGCCUGACUCUUGUAGAUCUCCUUUUCGAUGUGUGUGACCAUCUACCCUGAGUGCAGAUACUUUUCAGAGUUCUGUUUUUCUUUCACAUGAAAGUUGCCAGCAUGGAACAGAUGCCUUUAUUUGGAGAAACCAGUCUUUGGAAGUAAUUGGUUCUCUCUCCUUUUAUCCCCCAGAGAUGAUCUUCCACAGAUGAAAUUAGAUGGGUAAAAAAAAAAAAUUUUUAAUCAAAAAUAUUAGUUUGUGGUUAUUUUUUAUUUUUCACUGUAAAAUGUUUUAGGACCUGCGGUUUAAUUCCACAUUUUUUGGAACUGUUGACUGAUCAUAAAUAUUUUUAUCACUAUUCGUACAGUAGUGACUUUCAGAAAGGAAAACUUAUGGUCGAACUAGAUCAUUUUUGAGUAGUGACCUAAUGCUUUUAUUUUAAUGCUUGAAACCAUCGUAUUAAAAUAGGUAACACCAGCUUUCUACUAUCAAAUGAUGGGAUCUGAGCACAUGAGAUAAAACAGUGCUUGCACUAGGGAGGCCAAGAUAGGCACUUUCUAGUAUUCUCUCUCACCUUCGUAUCAUCCUGGUAAGUUAGAUAUUACUAUCCCACUUUAGAGAUUUACAUCUGAAGCUUGGAGAGGUUAAGUGACACGUUCAAGGUCAAAUAGCGGAUAAGUGUAAAAGCUGGGAGUCCAGGCCACCAGAGCACGCAUGCAAUGGGCUUCAAAGUGGUCAGCGUGUGUAGGCCACAGUCAUUUUAGGAUAUUUUGUUUUAUUGAAAAUGAAAUUAGAUCUGUAACACAGGAGAUAUUUGAGAGCUUCCUGGUAUUUAAAAUUGCCUUGCUCGUUAACUUGUGGGUCAUCCUACAUUGUCGAUUUGACUAAAAAUAAUCAUAGCUGGGGUGCCUGGGUGGCUCAGCCGGUUAAGCGGCCAACUUCAGCUCAGGUCACGAUGUCGCAGUUUGUGAGUUCGAGCCCCGAGUCAGGCUCUGUGCUGACAGCUUGGAGCCUAGAGCCUGCUUUGGAUUCUGUAUCUCCCUCUCUGCCACUCCCCCUCUCAUACUCUGCAUCUGUCUCUCAAAGUAAGUAAAAGUUAAAAAAAAAUAAAAAAAAAUAAAAAAUAAAUCAUAACUUAGUCUCCUGCCUUCUGGUUAAUAUAUGUUGUAAAAUAAUAUUUGAAGGAUUUAAAAAUAAUCCUUUAUCACAAUAUAAGAAAAAGGGCUUGAAGAUAGACGAGAUAGUAUUUGAUCAUCAUUUAUUCCUUUGCUCACUCAGCCGAUGCUGAGUGAACACUUUCUGUGAGCCAGGCACUGUGCUAGGCGCUGGGUAUGAAGACUGGAGUAAAUACAGCCCCCUUCCCUCAUGGCCCUUGCGAUAGAAUGAGUAAAGUCCAUCAGGGUGGGUUUGAAGGCAUAAAGAGAGAGAAUAAGGUGAGAUCUCUUUCUAGUAGCAGGAAACUCAGUUGGGAAACACAGUUGGGAGCUAAGUCUGUGUGUAAAAACUGCUAGAGUGCAUUUACUCCUAGAGCUUGUAUGGACUUAGGCUGAAGUUCUUAAUCAUGGUGUCCUACUGCUCUCAGUGUGUGGCCUCACAGCCCAGGAUGCCCUGGGUGAUUCCCAUCUAGGCCUAUGUACGUGCAGUACUGGUGGGAAUGGGCUCAGGUGAACGAUGGCAGGCAAAGGUUGCCCAGCCAAUAUGGAUCAUAAAUGCCCUUACGGUUAAAGGAGAGAAGGUGAUCAUAGGUCCAGGAGUGGUCAGGGAAAGGUUGAUGAAGGCCACAGGAAUUGAAUUGGGCUUUAUAGCAUUUCACUAGGGGGAUUUCAUUUGUUUCAUUCUUUUUAUUUGGGCUACUGCUAUGUGCCAAGUACAGUUUUAAGUAUGGGAGAAAGAGCAAUGAGCAAAACACACAAGACCACCGCUUUCCGAGAGCUUAUAGUUUGGAAUGGGGGAGGGAGACAAGUAAUAAAGAUGUUAAUAAAAUUAUUCCACAUAGUGUUAAAUGCAAUGAUGGCAACUAAAAAUCAGGGUCGGAGAGGAUAAUGAGGGUGCUGGUGGUAUUGUUGAGACUUUAUUUUGGGUGGUUGGAAAAUCAUCUCUGAGAAGGUUGUACUUGAAUGAAACCUUAGUCUUUGAAGGAGCCGGGCAUAUGCAACAAUCUCUGGAAUGAGGCCUGAGGUCGAUGGACAAAGCCAUAAAGAUGAGACAAUGGAUUAUAUGGGGGGGGGGUUACCCCACAAAGAGCUCCACCCUUACAGGGCAUGGUCGGAACAGGGGCUGAAAGGUGUAGGGUUAGUGCCAAAUUAUGGAGGGUCUUGAGUAGCAGAAUGGCACAAGACUAAGGACUAUGUUUUUCUACAUGUGUCUCAGGGGAUGAGUAGUUAGGACAGAGGAGGAGAAUCUGCAUGAGUUUGUCAUGGAAGCUUAAGGAAAGCUGGUGCUGUGAUGAACGACACUCAAAUAACAUAAUGUCCCAAUCACUUCCUGUUGGACACUGAGCGUCGUCCUGAAGUGCAGCAUGCACGGUGCUUGGUUGACCACUUCAGAUUAGGGGGUUAUAGGAGGAUUUGUCCUGCAAAUGAGAUCAUGGAGGCUUUGACAAAGGUAAGCUCCCAUCCAGUGUCAGGGACUGUACUUAUUAAGGUGAUAAUUAAGUCAGAUAUGAUAGAACAGGUUCCUUUUGUGAUAAUUCCCCUUGGAAUACAAAACUAAUGGUGUUUUUAUUAAUGCGAACGGACGGUCUUUAUUAUUAUAAAAUCUUUUUAUGAAAGGAAAGAGAAAAGUUAAGGUCUGACUCAAGCCAGGUUGAUAGAGAAGUGUGUUUAAAAAGGUUCAUUUGUGGAAUAACUAUACACAUAUUAUUUACUAAAGGAAAAAUUACCCCAAACGUUGAUACAAUUCUCUAGAGAAAUGUAUUUAGGCAGUGAAGGGAUUCCUGGCAGUGACUGAGAAGCACCGUAAUGGAGAACUGCACUUGGUCUCUUUUGAGGUUGAUUCUGAUGUGUUGUAGUCUUUACAUCCUAUUAAAUUUUUGAAAGAUAAACUGAUACAAGAAUGAUUUGCCAAAGCUAGCAACUCUUCCUUUUAAAACCUUGGCUCGGUGUACACUCCGAAGGGAUGGGGGAGUAAGAUAAAAGCAUUAUAAAUAUGAGGUUAACUGAAUUCAAAUAGAAGGUUCUCUCAAGUUAUUGCAUUCCUUAGAAAAUAAAUACAUUGCGCAUAUGGUUAAGAUUGAUCAAAAAAGUAUUCUGUAUGCCAGUGAUUACAUUCCCAUCUGUGAUUAAGGUUUUCUGUCUGCAUCUGGUUUUCGCAUUAUAUUUCUGUAACAAGAAUCCUUUAUAUAGCAGAGUUCACUUUCUGUAUUUUCUAUUAGCUCCAGCUUGAACUACUGCACGGAUCGUAGAUUUACACAUGUGGUUUUCAUUACUUCAUACCAUUGAGAAAAAGUAAUAUUUGUUUGGGAAUGUAUGUUUUCCACAAUUUCCAUGGUAAUACAACAUGUUGAGCCUUUUUAAUAACACUCUUGUAGAACUACAAAUUGUUUGAGGCAUUCUACUCUUGGUGGAGCUUAGCUUUUAAACUUUUCUCAGUGUAUGUUCCCCUCAUAAUGAUGUAUAACAAAUUUGAAAGCUGAGGAUCUGAACAAAGCAACGGUUAAAGAUAAAGAAAUUUUCCUCUGAUUCGCAGGUGAUACAGUCUUUAGUGUGGCAUAUGUAUCACAGAUAUCUGGAUGUAUAUUUCAUCAUGUUCAGUGCCAUUACUUAUAUUAUUAUUUCAUUUUGGAAGACCAUUUAAUGUGUUGGAUGCAUAAAGCACGAACAUAAUAUUCCAAAGUCAUUAUUUUUAAAAAUUUAAACAUUAGCUUUUUAAAAAAAAUUAUUCUGUUGAUUUGGAUACAGUGUUUCAUAUGGAAACUAGUUUAGUGGGGAAAAUCCUCAUGGGUAACUUUAGGUAUACGCUGUAUAUUAUUUGAAUGUGUAUUUCUAUGCCAUGUUAACAUUUGAGAAUUUAUAAACAUGCUGCACAUUUAAAGUAUUUUGUAACACUAUCUUCCUGCCAACUUUCCUCCAUUCACUUUAGAAUACUCUGACUAAAAUAGACACAAGCUAAAAAGUGACACAGUAUAUUCUACCUAGGGGAAGGGGAAUCAUUUGUGACUCAGAAAUGAUCUUUUAAAGAAAGUGUGUCCACACAGUAAUCUUAUGUGCCUCAACACUGAGAUCUACAACACCAUUUUUGUUAAUAAACGUAGACAUCACUAUUUAGCAGUCACAAGAAGGAAGAAAUAGACUCAGACUCCAGAGGGUUUAUAGGUGCUUUGCCUCUUUCAUUUGUCCAGUGGAGAUUAUGAACUAUGGCCCACACAGGUACAAUCCACUCUUAUCAGUUCCUCUGAUGACUUUAGUCAGUGUUUGCUGAAGCACAAAAUGUUAUAAAAUAUCAACAUCAUGAUUGAAUCUAAGAAAAGUGGCCAUUUUCUUCUCUUCCCCCAUAAUGUUUGUUUAAUCUCUAUUUAUAAAAUAUUCUUACCUUAGUAUGGAAACAUUGGAAAUAGGAUUGGGUAGAAACUUACCCAUAUCUCCAUCUUCUAGGAACAUUUAUUUAACAUCUAGAUGUGUUUACUUCCAGUCUCCCCUCCUUGCACCCCAUUCCACCCCCGGAAUGGGACCGUUUACAUAUGCGUACAUGUAUCUAUGUAUUCCAGUCAUUUUGUUAUUGAAAAUUUUGCUUUAUGAUUUGUUAGGUUGGGUAAGCUAAAUGUUCCCAAGUAUCGGCUGGGUGUUUUUACUGAUCUUUGCUGAGUCUCCAGGCAAUUUUCAACGAAGAAAUACCUAAUACUGUAAUUUUCCUGAAUGUUAUUUAAUUUUUACCAUAAGGAAUAAAAAACAACUGAUUGCAUGAUAGAGUCAUAAUGUCACCUAUCAAGGGUAUUGAUUGUUUUUAAUGAAAUCUGCUUGUUUAUAUACAUCAGAUUAUAUUCACCAGUUUUAAUUACUAGGGAGUACUUUUGUUUCUUAAAAAAAUAAUAGCAAUGGCCUUAGUAAUACUUUUUGAGACUGCUUUUAUAAAUCUUUAUUCCUUUGCAUUUACUGAGUUCCUCCCUUUUGUGCAUAUGAUUGUGCUUGAGUUAUAUAGUUCAUAAAUUAUAAGAAUUAAAGAGCGAUACUUUUUUCUACACAUAGUGGCUGUAGUAAGAAUGGGCGAGUAAUAGGCAGUCAAUAAGUAUUUGAGAAUGGAUGAAUGAAUGAAUUCUAAAGCUGCCAAAUCUAGCUGGAAAAAUGAGAGAAUUUUGAUUACUUUAGAGAAAAAAAAGUAGUAGAAGUCGGUUGAUUUGGUAAAGUGGUUCACCAAUAAUUGUUGUUACUAAUAUUUUAAAACUACACAGGUUACUUGUGAUUAUUAUCAGUUGUUUAAAACUAUUUGAGCAAAUAAUAGCAGUGUUUAAAUUUCAGAGCAGUGAAACAACGUGGACACCACUUUGUUUUGAAAUAGAAUUUCAUUUGCAUGUACUAUUCUAUAAAAUAAAAUAAACACGUAAUGUUUCAAAACAUUUUCUAAAGAAACCAUGAUCAAUGACAAAUUAUUUAAUAUUUUAUUGAACAAGGUAAAAAUCUAACACAUUGUUUUAAGGUAUUGAUGUACAUAUGUUUUAAACCAGUCAAAGGAAGAGGAGUUGCCAGGUUGAGAAGGCAUCCAGCUUUGAGUCAGAUGACUGGAGUUUUAAGAGUCUCUUAGAGCAUGUCAUUACAGGAACUGAGAAAAUGGAACUUGUUUUUGGACACUUCUAAAAUUUAGAAGAGCUUGUAUCUGUUUCUUAAUACGAACAAAACAAAACUGGUGUGUAGUAUUAUCGUUUAAGUGGACGGGUGUGAUACUUCAGACUGGUUGUGAUAUAUGCGUUUUUUUUCCCCUUUGUUGUCGUCAAUAGAAAAGAUUGAUCUCUGGGCUGGUGAACAUAAUAUCUGUCCCAGUCCGAAAAGGAGAGAGGAAAUUAGCAGAGCGAUUGGUGGAGAAUGAUAUCUGUCAAAAGAAACACUUGGAGAGCACUGAGUUUAGUAAUAGGUGACUGCCGGAAAAAAGGGAACUUUGAAUAUUGUCAAGAUCGGACUGAGAAGCACUCCACGAUGCCAGACUCACCUGUGGAUGUGAAGACCCCAUCUAGGCUGACUCCUCCCACCAUGCCACCUCCCCCUACAACUCAAGGAGCUCCGAGAACCAGUUCAUUUACACCGACGACGUUAACCAAUGGCACGAGCCAUUCACCCACAGCCUUGAAUGGCGCCCCCUCGCCGCCCAAUGGCUUUAGCAAUGGGCCUUCCUCCUCUUCCUCUUCUUCUCUGGCUAAUCAACAGCUGCCCCCAGCCUGUGGCGCCAGGCAACUCAGUAAGCUGAAACGGUUCCUUACUACCCUGCAGCAGUUUGGCAAUGACAUUUCUCCAGAGAUAGGAGAGAGAGUCCGCACGCUCGUACUAGGACUGGUGAACUCUACUUUGACAAUUGAAGAAUUUCAUUCCAAACUGCAAGAAGCUACUAACUUCCCACUGCGACCUUUUGUCAUCCCAUUUCUGAAGGCCAACUUGCCCCUGCUGCAGCGCGAGCUCCUCCACUGCGCAAGGCUGGCCAAACAGAACCCUGCCCAGUACCUCGCCCAGCAUGAACAGCUGCUUCUGGAUGCCAGCACCACCUCACCUGUUGACUCCUCAGAGCUGCUUCUCGAUGUGAACGAAAACGGGAAGAGGCGAACUCCAGACAGAACCAAAGAAAAUGGCUUUGACAGAGAGCCUUUGCACUCAGAACAUCCAAGCAAGCGACCAUGCACUAUUAGCCCAGGCCAGCGGUACAGUCCAAAUAACGGCUUGUCCUACCAGCCCAAUGGCCUGCCUCACCCCACCCCACCUCCACCUCAGCAUUACCGUUUGGAUGAUAUGGCCAUUGCCCACCACUACAGGGACUCCUAUCGACACCCCAGCCACAGGGACCUCAGGGACAGAAACAGACCUAUGGAUGCGCAUCGGGAAUUCCUUCACAGGCCUGCUUCUGGAUACGUGCCAGAGGAGAUCUGGAAGAAAGCUGAGGAGGCGGUCAACGAGGUGAAGCGCCAGGCGAUGACCGAGCUGCAGAAGGCCGUGUCUGAGGCGGAGCGGAAAGCCCACGACAUGAUCACGACCGAGCGCGCCAAGAUGGAGCGCACGGUGGCUGAGGCCAAGCGGCAGGCGGCGGAGGACGCGCUGGCCGUCAUCAAUCAGCAGGAGGAUUCGAGCGAGAGUUGCUGGAAUUGCGGCCGCAAGGCGAGCGAGACCUGCAGCGGCUGUAACACGGCCCGGUACUGUGGCUCCUUCUGCCAGCACAAAGACUGGGAGAAACACCACCACAUCUGUGGACAGACCCUGCAGGCCCAGCAGCAGGGGGACACGCCUGCGGUCAGCUCCUCCGUCACGCCCAACAGCGGGGCCGGGAGCCCCAUGGACACACCACCAGCAGCCACCCCGAGGUCGACCACCCCGGGGACCCCUUCUACCAUAGAGACAACCCCUCGCUAGACGGGAGCUCAGAACUGUCAGAGGAACGACAACCCAACCGACAUGAAACCAAUUCUUCAUCCUCAGACGCUCAACGUGGUUUUUUUUUUUUUUUUGGUUUGUUUCUAGAUGAACUAUCCUAUUUCAGUCCUUCAGCAAGAGAGAACCUAACUGUAUCUUGAGGCAGUAGUAAAACAGAGGGCCAGUAA